Molecule: messenger RNA, 321 nt
Organism: Penicillium manginii
Lineage: Eukaryota; Fungi; Ascomycota; Eurotiomycetes; Eurotiales; Aspergillaceae
Exons: 3
Coding region: 1-321 (106 amino acids)
Source: RefSeq, a predicted model, not a curated record
AUGGUGGACACCAGUGAGCAAAUCGUACACAGAUCGAAGGUCGCCAACCUUCUGGACCCCCGAGUCGCGAACAAUGUCGAGAAUAAAGAUAUCCGUGAGGCGGAGGAGGGGGCUAUCGGUCCUCACAAUACCAACAACCUAAAGAAGACACUACCGGACUGGGGAACAGAGCAGCGGCAAGAUACACCCCCCGAACACUUGAGUUCAGCGCGGCAUUACGGCAAGGGUGGAGCAUCUGGUCCGUAUGCCAGUAACAUCAUUAACAAAAUUGACCCAAGGGUGAAUUCCGGUAGUAAAGAUAAGGGGGCAGACAGGGGGUAA